AUGAGUUGUGCCUUCUCGCCUCCCCAAGAGCCGACACUUGGCGCUGAGGUGCGUCGCAGAGCGAGGCUGCUGGGAGAGGGGUUGACAAACAUGACACCGCUUACCAUCCAUCGAAUUCCCCCCAACCCCAAACAUUGCUCAGCCUACACCCAGCAUUCCAUAUCAAACCUGGACCGAAUUCUCAAUGAACUGCGGAAUUCGGGACCGCCACGUCUCCCAACGGAUUAUUUCUCCAGCAAAACGCAGUCAGUGAAGGAUAGUGACAAAAUACAAAUGCUGUUUGUAAAAGCGAUCCUGCUAACGGGCAAAAGUGUGCAGCUCGAGACAGACGGACACCAGGCUUUUUUUGUCAUCAAAAUCCGGCAUGCCACCAUCCCAAAACUAUACAGCUCUGAAGACCAGCCAGGCUAUAACAUCAGUGCCUUGGUGACUAUAGCAACCAAGACAUUUCUGAGGUAUGACAAGCUGAGGGAACUGAUCUCGAGCGUUAGGAAAUAUUACCCCAAUGUCACCAUUGUCAUCGCGGAUGACAGCGACAAACCACAAAAGAUUGAAGGAGACUUCAUUGAGCAGUACUUCAUGCCAUUUGGGAAGGGUUGGUUUGCUGGGCGGAACUUGGCCAUUUCCCAAGUCACAACGAAAUAUCUGCUCUGGGUCGAUGAUGACUUCAUUUUUACCGCAAACACUAAGCUUGAAAAGCUGGUGAACAUUCUAGAGAAGACAACACUGGAUUUGGUUGGAGGGGCGGUGCGAGAGAAAACAGGGUUUGCCACCACUUUCCGCCACCAAAUCAGUGUGGAGCAAGGAGGAGAGGAGGGCGACUGCUUGCACACCCGCAUGGGCCACUACCACGUCCUGCGGGGCUUUCCAAACUGCGUGGUGACGGACGGCGUAGUCAAUUUCUUCCUGGCCCGCACAGACAAGGUGCAACGGGUGGGCUUUGACCCUCGGCUGACUCGGGUAGCGCAUUCAGAGUUUUUUAUUGAUGGACUGGGCAUUCUCCAUGUUGGCUCUUGUGAUGAUGUCACUGUGGACCACGCCACCAAGAUCAAACUGCCCUGGAGCAGUGUUGAUGAAAACGAGAAAACCUACAAAGAAUUCCGGUACCCCAAGUCAUCCGAGGCAAACGUCCAGCUGAAACACAGGCUGUUUUACUUGAAAAACAGAUUUAAGUGUAUGGUAAAGGACUAAAGGGACUGGCAACAAGGGGGAAGAGAAAAAAACUUCAAAACAAAUCUUUAAUGACAUGCCCAAAGCAGAGAGAGAUGGGAACUCAUCACAAAUUGAACAAAACACAUUGAUGUGUAGGAUUAGGGCCUGAAUUUCACAUAACAGUAGGAACUGCUACUCAUUCCAUCGUGUCAUUGGAGAACUCUCAGACUAGCUGGGUGUUUAGAAUGUAAAAUGAUUUGUCCAUGAAGGCUGCUAAAAGAAAAAUGCAAUUCCAGAACAGGCAAGUGAGAAAUCUCCCUUAAAUGGCUGAAUUGUAAAAGUGUUUGCAUUCCAAGUACCUUUCUGAGUUUCAAGACUGAGAAUUGCCUGCGAAGAGUAAUAUUCUGCAAUCACUCUGUUACCUCAAACAAGACCCUACCUGUACCCGAUACAGCUGCAGUAUGAGUCUGCCUCCCUUUUCGAAAUUUAACCACACAGCUGACUCUAAUAAUGUUGAUGCAGCUACAGUUGAUUGAUGAUCUAGUUGUCCUUUCAUCUGAUUUAGUGUCUAGCUGAUUAAUGCCAAUUGCUCCUGUAAUCAAAUGUUCAAAAUCCUGUAAUAACUGGCUAAAGUAUUGAGUCAAAAAACGAAUUGUUGCCUCCCUCAGAUUAAUCUGGUUCAAAGGCAGAUGAUGUCAAAGCU
Molecule: messenger RNA, 1855 nt
Organism: Rhincodon typus (whale shark)
Lineage: Eukaryota; Metazoa; Chordata; Chondrichthyes; Orectolobiformes; Rhincodontidae
Gene: b4galnt1b
Product: beta-1,4-N-acetyl-galactosaminyl transferase 1b
Exons: 6
Coding region: 1-1191 (396 amino acids)
Biological process (GO): ganglioside biosynthetic process
Source: RefSeq, a predicted model, not a curated record